This is a messenger RNA of Seriola aureovittata, 1392 nucleotides long. RefSeq lists its product as uncharacterized. The transcript has 4 exons. The coding region runs from base 169 to 807 and encodes 212 amino acids. Lineage: Eukaryota; Metazoa; Chordata; Actinopteri; Carangiformes; Carangidae. The record is from RefSeq and is a predicted model, not a curated record.
UUCUCCUCCUCCUCCUCCUCCUCCUUCCUCCUCCUCCUUACCUGUUUGGAAACUCCCGCUGAAGAGGUGUGUUUCACCUGGGAUCAUUUCCCGUGACCUGUCACUUCUCCUUCAGAAUCGAUCGAUGGUUCUCUCCUGACAGAAGCAGUCUAAGACGGAAGAUCCAAGAUGUCCAGCCUGAGGUUGUGUCUGACUUUGCUCUUUGCUGCUACUUUUCAACAAGGCCAAGCCAAGACCUUAUCAAAUCCAGGAGUUUUACUGGAGUGCAACAGAUCAGUGAACGUUGAAGCCAGAGGAACUGUGACACUAACCUGCAUUGUGACUUACAACUUGGAGGACCCUGCAGCUUGUAAAGCUAGAGAUCUAACCUGUAAUGACGCAAUUAUCAGCAAACCUUAUAUAAAGAGGAUCGGCAAUCAUGACAUCAUGUCAGUGAACAUCUCACAAGUCCAGAAAAUGGGGAAUUACACCUUCAAAGUGAAGACAACCUGUGGUGCUGAUGACUUUACGGUACAAAUUAACCGGUUCAACAACAAACGAGGUGUUACAGAUGAAUUCUGGAAUGUCAAAAAACCUGACCCGAAGCCAGAGCCAGAGCCAGAGUGGGAAAGCAGGAUUCCCGCCGUGUUGGCUGUUUGUUUCAUAAUCACUGGCCUCUGCAUCAUCAUCCUGUGUUUCCUCUUUAGAACCAGAAGACGAAGACAAGUCAUCAGAAACAUGAUGACGUGCAAUACUCAAGAUGACCUCAGUGACACAGACUCUGUGGUGGAUAAAACCCCCCUGAACCCUGAACCCCAGACCCCCUGACAACAUCUGUAAUCUGUGUUUCAGUGUAUGUGUGUGGGGGUGGGGGGUGACGUUUAUCUUUUUUAAUUUCUUUACACUUUCAAUAAUCUGUGACAUAUUUUUUACAAAUUGAUAAAUGUAAAUAUGAGGAUUUGUGUUUUUAUAGAUUGAUAAAUGUAAAUAUGAUGAUUUGUGUUUUUAUAGAUUGAUUGAUUGAUCCAUGUAUAUAUUCUGUGAUAAUCAGAUUAAAGGGUUAUGUCACCAUUUGAACACAUGCAGUCUCCUCAUGAUGAAGAGUAUGACCCUGUGCUGUGCUGUGAUGAGUUGCAUUAUGGGAAAUUUGGGAUUCAAUUACAAGGGAUUAAAAACCAGGAGAGAAUUUCCUCCUUUUUCUAAUGUGUCACUUGGAAAUCCACCUUUAUAUAUAAUAUAAUAUUAUAUUAUAUUAUAUUAUAUUUCAUCUUACUGUUGAUAAUGACAUGAAAAAGCUAAUCAUUGUUACAGUGACAGGGUGUUAAUGUGUCAGUCAUGGUGCAGAUUAACUCAGCCACUGUACAUAACACAUCUUCUGUGUGAUGGAAAAUAAACAUCUGUCAGUAUCAAGCA